UUCUUGCAGGACCUGCAGCAGUCACGGCCUGCAUAUAUGGCCACAAUGCCAUAUGAUGUGCGCGAGGCUCAUGAACGGUUCCCACCCAUUGACCAGCCCUGUAAGCUGAAGACCAACACCCUGACUGAAACCAAGGACUAUUGUGUCAGCGAACUAGUACCUCCUGCGGACAGAUUCCCACAGCGUGCACUGAAACUCAGCAGAGCUGAUUAUCAAUGUUUUAAAGAUCUGGCCCUAAGUAGGGAGGAGCGCCAGACCAAUGCAGCAGCAUUCAAAGCUGAGAGGAAAGCCAAGACGGCUGCUAUGGCCCUGCGCAGACAGGCCUCGGAGAAGCUGAUUCCACAACACAGCAAGCAAAGCGACCAGGAUGAGGCACAGGAACAAACCAGCCCCCAUGUACAGCAGGGCAACAGGAUGCACCUGGAGGAGGAAGAGGACGAGAUUAAGGUUAAGGAGAAGAUGAUUGUGGAUGCCAGGUACCAUGUUGUCCUGGACGCCCAGAACUUAAAGAAGAAGCAGAUGGAGAAAGAGAUCAAACAGGAGGAGAAGUGCCUGGACCAGAGUAUGGAAGAGGAGUACCAGAAAGCUGUGAAUGUGCGAGAAGAGCUAAAGCAGACGAGGGAGCAGGAGUUGAUCAGGGAGAGGCUCCAGAUCAAGGAGCGAAAAAAGAGUAAUAAGGAGAGGAAGAGACAGAAAAAAGAAAGGGAACGCCUGGCAGAGGAUAGCUGCAUUAACAAGAAAACGAUGAAAUCCAAGGAGCAGAAGCUGGAGCAGGGGGGGCUGGUUGACCAGCACAUCCUUCACUGCCAGAAGCAGAAAAUGGUGCAGGAAGCAGGGUUGGAGGCACAGCAAGAGAUGGUCCAGCUGAGGGGCCUGCAGGAGAGGACCCAGGACCUCCAGGCUGACAAGGACAAGCAGAGCGACCAGGAGGAGGUGCAGGAACAAACUAAUCCUGAAGUCCAGCGGGCCAGCAGGAUGCACAUGGAGGGUGACAAGAUCAAGGACAUGGAGAAGUUGGCUGUGGAUGCCACGUGCCACGCUGCCCAGGAUGCCCAGUUUUCAGAGAUGAAGCAGGUGGAGAUAGACCCCAAACAGGAGGAGAUGUGCCUGGACCAGAAUAUGGAAGUGAAGUGCCAGAACGCCAUGCAGAUGCAGGAAGAGCUGGAGCAGGAGAGGCAGCCAGAGGUGAUCCGGGGGAGCCAGAUCAAGAAGCAAGGAAAGAAUAACAUGGAGGAGAGGAAGAGACGUCAAAAAGAAAGGGAUGCCCUCGAGGAGAGUUUCUCUAUACUCAGGAAUAUGCUGAAAUACAAGAAGCAGAAACUGGAGCAAGGAAGGCUGUAUGACCAGUGCAUCCUGGACUACCAGAAACAGACAAUGAUACGCCUCCAGGGACAGGCACAGGAAGCAGAGUUUGAGGCGCUGCAGGAGGACGCCUAUCAUGAGAAGCAGGUGGAGAUGGCCCAGCUGAGGGGCCUGCAGGAGAGGACCCAGGACCUCCAGACUGACAAGGACAUGCUCUGGGCCAUGUGGAAGCAGGAGGCCAAGGAGCAGGAGUGGUGGCAUAGGGACUUGCUGGCAAAAAAUGAAAAAUUGAUGAAGAUAAUGGAGCUCCAGGUCAUGCUGCAGCAGAGCCGCAUGGAGUAUAUGGCCCACAAGCUGCUGAUGCAGGCGAAGCGGGACCGCAGCCAUUUUGAAGAGUUUUUCAGGUAAGGCAAGGCAUGGUCCAGCCCCUGAGCAACAGCGGGGUCCCAGGCAGUGGAGAGUGUGUACCUACAGCGGCACCAGGCUGGGCUGAAUCAGGCCUGCCCAGUGCAGCUCCUGCCAAGCCUGGGUGGCAGGAGCUGCAGUGGAGAUGACCCAGCUGGGGCAGACAUAGGACCCUGUGUCUGUGGGAGGGGACAGAGCAUCCCCUGGCAAGAAGGUCAGGCCCUGCCAGCCUGCUGUGGGGAGGACAGGCACUGCCUGUGCACAGGGCUGGGCUGGACUUUGUUACCGGUGCUGGUGUCUCCCCGAGGGUGGAGCGAGAGGAGAGGGAAGCGAAGCGAGCGGAGUAUGGUGAAGCGGUGCAAUGCCAGAUGCAGGAGCACCAGGCGCAGCUGGUGCAGGAGCAGGCCGCCUGCUUCGAGGAUGAGAAGCACUUACAAAAGGAGAUACAGUGGCAUGCAGACCGCAUUGGUGAGCUGAAGAAGAAAAGGAUGGAGGAGCUGCAGUGAAGGUGGGGGCUGCACAGGGAUGGACCAUGGGAGCUGGGAGUGGUGCUGGUCUCAGGAUGAUGCCCACCAGCAUCCGGCACAACUUGUGCUGUCUCUUCCUUCCCUCCCUCUUCACCCUGUCCUGGGGCAGGCUGAGCCCCUGAGACUUGCCGGGUGGUACAGGAGCGGGGCUGGGGCCCAGGCUGCUAGCUCAGGACAAGCCUGCUGCAGCAGGUCUGGCCACAGGAGUGCGGGGAGGAGGUCACUUUGCCACGUGCUGCCCUGAGCUGCCCUUCCUGUCGCCCGGUCUAAGCCUCCUCCUGCCCUGCGCGCUCCCGUGCUCCCCAGCGGAUGGAUCUCCCUGUGGGAGCAAAGCAAAACAAGAGUCCCUCCAGCUGGACUCAGCCAUUGCCUGUUGUUACCAAUCAGCACUGCUCCUGUGGGGCUGAGGUGCCAGAUAUGCGCUCCCGUGCUCCCCAGUGGCUGGAUCUCCCUGUGGGAGCAAAGCCAGACCAGAGUCCCUCCAGCUGGAUUCAGCCAUUGCCUGUUCUUACUAGUCAGCCCUGCUCCCGUGGGGCUGAGGUGCCAGAUGUGCUGCUGGGCCCCUCGGGGCUGGCUCCGGGCCCUGGCACAGCUGGAGACCCCAUGGCAGGUGGCCCUGGAGCAGACUAUUUUUUUUUUCCUGUUACCAAAGUCACUGGCCUGCCUGAGAUUUACCAUGUUGGCGUGGAGCACAAGGCGUUCAAGCCAGGCCCCAAGGGGCCCAUUCACUGACUCGCUUGCCCUGGGGACUUCCACAGGGCCUUUCACGUGUGGCCUCCUCCGGCUUCCCCCCUGUAAAUAUUUUAGGUUUAGACAUAAUA
Alligator mississippiensis (American alligator) is the source of this 3055-nucleotide messenger RNA. Its product is annotated as cilia- and flagella-associated protein 45. Bases 37 to 1710 code for a protein of 557 amino acids. The record is from RefSeq and is a predicted model, not a curated record. The transcript is spliced from 11 exons. Lineage: Eukaryota; Metazoa; Chordata; Crocodylia; Alligatoridae.